CCAAUGAGGCGGGGAAUUCAAGCUUAUUAAAGAAGGAAGGCAGCAAAUAUAAUGCACUCAGGAGCAGGUGGAUAGGGGUGCAUUCAACUGAGAGGUGGCCUGGAGAGUACAAGUCCUUAGAAGUCUUCAUUUAAGAAAGAAAAGAAGAAAGAAAGUGCAAAGUCCCUCAAGCAGGCAUAGCUGUGAAUGGGAAAGUUAGAGGGCUUCUAGUGUUGCAGUAUAGUGUUUUUAUUUAUAUCUUAACAAGAGAACCUAAGAACAAGAAGACAAAUUUCUCUUGCAUCCUUUGGAUACAGCACUUUACUUCAAGGAGAACGGCCUUGAGGUCCCUGAACUGGAAGACACUUUUGAAACUGUGUGACAAUGUUCCAGAGGAUAUCUUGUCCCUUCCUCCCUUCUGGCCAUCCACUCCAGUUAUUGGCCAUGGGCCUGCUAGCAGUGACUUUUUGGAUUGGCCCUGUGGAAUCUGAAAAACAUGGAAAUGGAGUCAAUCAGGAGAAAAAAUCCCAGUGGAAUGAAACAAGCCUUCCCUUAUUAUCAUCCAAUGGCAAGAACCCUGCUACAGGGAAGAUCAACAGUGACAUCUCUCGAGAUGCCUGGUUGCUUCUUAUGAAACAGUCAAGUAAUGGGGUGACUGUCAAGAAAGCUCCCAGAAGCCAAACCCAAAGAUUAAAGGCCGACUUUCAUGGACCACCAGGACCUCUUGGAGCAACGGUUACUAAGAAAGAGAUGCUGAGAGAACUACGAUUGCUACUUAAGGGAAUAAUCCGGGAACGGGAAGGAGUCAAAGCCUGCAAAAACUGCCAGGAAGAGGAAGACAGGGAAGGAAUGGAAAAGAAAUUAUUUGCCCAGAUGAGUGGACUCCUCCUAGAAAGCAGGGAGCUCGCGAGAGUGGAGGCAGCCUUCUAUUGCCAGAUCCAGAAGAACCUUUCAGUGGAGCGACGAUCACUGAAAGAACUUCAACUCUAUUACAUACCUAAAAAAGGGGAGGCGUUCCAUCGUGGCCUAGGACUAAACCUUACAAGUGGUCAAUACCAGGCUCCUUUCAGUGGAUACUACAUCUUUAGUGUCACACUGCAUGUUGUUCUCAAUGACUAUGCAAGGAAGAGCCAGCCGUGUGCCCGAGAACGUUUGCGCUUGCUGAUCUGCAUCCAGUCACUUUGCCGCCAGAAUAUUUCUCUGAAAACAGUAAGGCACUUGGACAAAAACAGGGAACGUUUCACGAUUUCACUCACUGGGACCCUCUUUCUGCAGGUUGGCCAAUAUGCUUCCGUAUUUGUAGACAACGCAUCGGGAUCCUCCCUUGUUGUCCAGAGAGGGUCGGACUUCAGUGCUGUCCUUUUGGGCGUCUAAUCGACCUACACCCACCUUCCCUUAAACUGGAAUUUCAUUCGCUGUGAGCUAAGCAUGGCCCUUCAAUCUCGCAUGUGGAGAAGGCAACAUUAGAAGGAAUAGACACCUAUAUCUCUGCUACAUGAGCACAUCCAUGCUGCAGCUUGAUGAUUAAACUUGUUGUGAUGAAGAAUUGGACUGAGAAGGACUGGUAGCGUAUAUGGUAAAACGGAUCAAAAAGCGCUAAACAAUUGCCCUAUAGACAGACACUGUUCUACAAUGUCAACAAUUUCAUCUAUUACUAAAUGACGAUUGAUUAAUAUUUUGUUUCCAGAGAGGUUUUCUCUAACCUACUUUAUCCUUAGAAAUAUAUGCAUCUUGUUUUGAGUAGAGUCUCCGGACUAGCUUUUUUCCUGGAAAUAUAUAUUGUUUUCUGCUCAACAAGAAUAGGCUAUGCAGAGUCACACUUUUCAAUUAUAGUAAAGGUUUCCUUAACACUAA
This is a messenger RNA of Anolis carolinensis (green anole), 1833 nucleotides long. RefSeq names its product erythroferrone (gene erfe). NCBI's taxonomy places the organism in Eukaryota, Metazoa, Chordata, Lepidosauria, Squamata, Anolidae. Gene Ontology annotation, molecular function: hormone activity. The coding region runs from base 364 to 1353 and encodes 329 amino acids. The record is from RefSeq and is a predicted model, not a curated record. The transcript has 9 exons.